This is a messenger RNA of Malaya genurostris, 4974 nucleotides long. RefSeq lists its product as uncharacterized. The record is from RefSeq and is a predicted model, not a curated record. Bases 1 to 4974 code for a protein of 1657 amino acids. NCBI's taxonomy places the organism in Eukaryota, Metazoa, Arthropoda, Insecta, Diptera, Culicidae. Gene Ontology annotation, biological process: DNA integration. Gene Ontology annotation, molecular function: zinc ion binding; nucleic acid binding. The transcript has 3 exons.
AUGGCGGACGAUCGCACAAAGAAGCAGCUUCUCAAUCGACGAACAACACUCAUCGCGUCUCUUGGAAGAGCGGAUCAAUUCGUUGAAAAUUACGUGGCGGAAAGGGACGCCGGGCAAGUUUCAAUCCGAAUCGAAACAUUAGACACCGUAUGGAUGGGACUGGAUGAAGUACAAACUCAGCUAGAGGAUAUGGAAGAAAACAGUGAAGGUAUGGCAAAACACCUCCAAUUCCGUUCCCAUUAUGAAACAUCCUACAUCCGAAUAAAAGCUGCUCUUAAAUCGUACCUCCCCGCGCUUCCUACUUUAACAAAUGCAAUCCCUCAUUCUGCUUGUUCUGGGCUCUCGGGCAUAAAAUUACCAACCAUUUCGCUUCCGGAAUUCGAUGGAGAUUACAACCAAUGGUUAACCUUCCACGAUACAUUCGUUGCCUUAAUUGACGCUAAUACUGUAGUUCCCGCCAUUCAAAAGUUUCACUAUCUUCGCGCUGCUGUCAAAGGAGAAGCAGCGCAACUCAUCGAGUCCAUUGCCAUAAGCUCUGCCAAUUAUACAAUCGCUUGGCAAACCCUCGUCUCCCGAUACGCAAACGAUUAUCUAUUGAAAAAACGUCACCUUCAGGCCCUGCUGGAUUGUCCCAGAAUGAAAAAAGAGUCCGCUUCUGCCUUGCAUUCCGUCGUCGACGAAUUUGAACGUCACACCAAAACACUUCGUCAACUUGGUGAACCGAUUGAUGCUUGGAGCACCAUGUUAGAGCACCUACUUUGUUUGCGGCUUGACGAUGGUACCCUCAAGGCUUGGGAAGAUUUCGCUACGACUGCUGAAAAUCCAGAUUUCAAUUGCCUGAUCGACUUCUUACAGCGUAGAAGCCGUGUCCUAGAAUCGAUGACCGUUAAUCAUCAAGCUCAGCCCACCAAUGUUCAUCAUUCACCUUCGUUUCGAAAACCCGUAUUUCAUAAAAUCGCUUCUUAUGCGGUAGCCGAAACAACCCAACGUAAAUGUCACGCAUGCGAGCAACAUCACCCACUUUUUCAAUGCCAACGGUUCGGAAAUAUGUUGCUCUCAGAUCGCUUGAAUAUAGUAAAUCAUCAGCGCCUUUGCCACAAUUGCUUCCGUCAAGAUCAUAUUGCUCGUAAUUGCCCAUCGAAGUUCUCCUGUCGCCACUGCAAAAAACGACAUCAUUCAUUGUUGCAUCCUGGCUACCAUUCCAUCGAAAAUUAUCAAAGGUCGUCCACUUCACGCGUACCUGCGUAUACACCGAAACCCAUUGAAAAGCGAAACAAUGCGGUGAACAUUCAACAAUCAGCAACAUCCACAAAUGCGGCCGCAGUCCAAGCUAACAAUUCCUACCCGUUUUCAAACACAAAUGUUUUACUAUCCACGGUCGUGCUGCUAGUUGUCGAUUCAAAUGGCAAAGCUCAUCCCGCACGGGCAUUGUUAGACAAUGGUUCGCAAUCCAAUAUCAUAAGCGAACGAUUGUGUCAACUAUUACACUUACAGCGGAGCAAGAUAAAUAUACCCAUAUAUGGCAUAGGAGAAUCGUCGUCUAGUGUCCGACAUAGUGUCAGAACAAAUAUUCGAUCGAGAAAAAAUGAUUUCGAAAUUGAUCUUGAUUUUCUUGUGAUGCCUCGCAUUACGAUCGAUUUACCUGUUGUAAGUACCCCCGUCGACGGCUGGCAUGCCACGAAAGAUUUGUUUUUGGCCGAUCCAACAUUCAACAAAACUGGUGCGAUCGAUAUGCUUCUCGGUGCAGAACAUUUCUUCACGUUUGUAAACCCUGGUACUAAGUUUAUUCAAGCUGAAAACCCAAUAUUAAUCGAUAGCGUGUUUGGGUGGAUCGUUACCGGCAGGCGCCGUUUUCCCGUAGAAUCGCAUCCCGUAUUAUGUCACCUCACACUUAGCGACCCGCUGCAAGAUGCCCUUGAACACUUUUGGCGAGUAGAAGAGCUAGGAAAUCAACCCAGUUACUCUAUAGAAGAACAGCAGUGUGAAUCGAAUUUUUUAUCUACCGUAUCCCGUACACCCGAAGGAAGGUAUAUUGUCCGCUUGCCCCGCCGUUCCAAUUUCGAUCACAUGCUUGGUGACUCUAAAACAACAGCCCUGCGUCGUUUUCAUUACCUAGAGAGGCGACUUAGUCAAGAUCCAAAUUUGAAAAUUCAGUACCACUCGUUUCUGUCUGAAUAUUGGUCGCUCGGCCAUAUGAGGAUGGUACCGUCAACCGAACCCGAACCAUCGUUAGUACAUUAUUUACCGCACCAUGCCGUUCUAAAGGAAUCUAGCUCCACCACAAAAGUUCGUGUGGUAUUCGACGGAUCCGCAAAAACAUCGACCGGAUAUUCGCUAAAUGAUGCACUACAAAUUGGCCCUAUCGUUCAAGACGAACUGCUCACUUUAGUACUUCGGUUCCGCAAGUAUCCCAUUGCCCUCGUGGCGGACAUUGAAAAAAUGUACCGUCAAGUGUUGCUCAACCCCAACGACGCACUGCUUCAACGCAUAUUUUGGCGAUUCAAUUCCAACGAUCCAAUUUCCACCUUCGAAUUACAAACGGUAACGUAUGGCCUGUCUCCGUCAUCAUUUUUGGCAACCCGAAGCUUACAACAACUGGCAAUAGAUGAAGGUAAUCUCUAUCCACUCGGCGGACCAGCCCUACGUAAGGGAUUUUAUGUGGACGACUACAUAGGAGGCGCAGAGACGGAAGAAGAGGCAAUCCAAACGCGUGUUGAAUUAGACGAGCUACUAACAAAAGGUGGAUUCACCCUUAGAAAAUGGACAUCAAAUAACAGAAACGUUCUGAGAGGCCUCGAUCAAUCACAGAUUGGUACACAACCCUCGCUCAAAUUUGAUCGCGAUGAAGCAAUAAAGGCGUUGGGAAUUAGUUGGGAACCCGUCUCCGAUCAGCUGCGAUUUGACUCCACUCCGAUAUAUGAUAGCAAAUUACAUACCAAACGAUCAAUUUUGUCCGCUAUAUCAAAGCAUUUCGACCCGCUUGGUUUGACCGCACCUGUAAUCAUUCGAGCCAAAAUGCUAAUGCAAGAACUUUGGUUACAGCCCUGUGGAUGGGAUGAUGAAAUUUCGGAUAACAUACGCUAUAAAUGGGAUAAUUAUUGCAUUGAGCUACCAAAAAUCACAUCUUACAGAGUGAAUCGCUAUGCAUUCUUGGCAAAUGCAACUGUGCAGCUUCAUACCUUUGCAGAUGCAUCCCAGCAAGCAUAUGGAGCGUGUAUAUAUGCAAGAUCAACCGAUCCCGGAGUCACACUCGAAUGGUUGCGAUCACCUCCACAUGCAUGGAGCACAUUCAUUGCUAAUCGAGUCUCCGAAAUACAAACCUGCACUCAAGGAUCACGCUGGCAUCACAUCGCAGGUAAACACAAUCCAGCAGAUCUCAUCACGAGGGGCAUGAGCGUGGUCGAUUUUUUGAGCAGUGAUCUUUGGCACUAUGGACCUACAUGGCUGAAACUACCCGAAGCGGAAUGGCCAGUGACAACACAACAGCAGAAAUUACCCGAAGAAAUUUUAGAACGACGAAGUAUUGUGGCAGUAGUUCAAAGUGAACCGACUAUUCAUGAAAUUUUCAAUCGAUCAUCAUCAUACAAUCGAUUAAUUAGAAUAACAGCAUACUGCCUCCGCUUUAGUACAGCAUGUCGUCGUCAAGCGAUCACCGAAUCGGUGAAAGAAAAAACAAUAGCACUUUCGGUUGAUGAAAUGUCUUUCGCCCGUGUGAGAUUGAUACAAUUAGCCCAAGCAGAUACAUUCGCAGAUGAAAUGAGGGAUCUGGGGAGGGGUAAAACGUUAUCGAGUCGAUCACAUUUGCGCCUGUUGAGCCCCUUUAUUGACUCAGACGGAAUUCUACGUGUCGGAGGUAGAAUCAAGCUUUCCGAGCAGCCCUAUCUGACCAAGCAUCCAAUCCUACUUCCCAGUAUCCAUCCAUUUACACGAUUAGUUGCCCAUCAUUAUCAUCUGAAAUUGCUUCACGGUGGCGGCCGCGUUACCCUAGCUGCCAUACGCCAGGAAUAUUGGCCAAUUCAAGGACGACGAGUAGUCAGCAACGUCAUAAGAAACUGCUACAGAUGUGCCCGUGCCUGUCCCGUUCCUGCCCAGCAACAAACCGGACAGCUGCCCGAACAAAGAGUCACGCAGAGCAGACCAUUUUCGGUUACCGGUGUUGAUUACGCUGGUCCUGUAUAUUUAAAAGCCAUACACAAGCGAGCAUCACCUACCAAAGCAUACUUGAGCAUUUUUGUAUGCUUUGUGACGAAAGCAGUACACAUUGAGCUAGUCAGUGAUUUGUCAACCCCCGCAUUUUUAACUGCGCUACGACGAUUCAUCGCUCGCCGAGGCUCCCCUACUCAUAUGCACUCUGAUAAUGGCAAGAAUUUCGAAGGUGCACGCAAUGAACUGCAUGCCUUGUAUAAAAUGCUACAAAACGAACAGACGACCGGAGAAAUUGGCACCCAUUGUGCAGUCAAAGGCAUACAAUGGCAUAUGACCCCACCAAAGGCUCCCCAUUUCGGUGGAUUAUGGGAAGCAGCAGUCAAAGUUGCUAAGAAACAUUUGCAUCGCCAGCUAGGAAAUGCUAUGCUUUCCUUUGAGGAUAUGUCAACAGUGUUGGCAGAAAUCGAAGCUGCAAUGAACUCCCGGCCGUUAACUCCUCUCACCGAGGAUCCAAACGACUUGGCAGUCCUCACACCCGCACAUUUUCUCAUUGGUACUUCGAUGUCCUCUCUUCCCGAUGCAGACGUCAGCCAGAUCCCGAUCACACGUCUGGAUCAUUAUCAGCGACUCCAGCAUCGAGUUCAACAGUUUUGGAUGGUCAUCGUUGUCGACGAGUUUCUUGCGCCAGUAAAGUGGCCGUUAGCGAGAAUCAUCAACACAAACCCCGGACCGGAUGGACUCACCCGCGUCGUAGAAUUGAAGACCAGCAGAGGAAUCAUCCGUCGUCCCAUCACUAAAGUGUGUCUGCUGCCCUACGAGAAAAACUAA